AUAAGUGCAUAGGGUUCCUUAACCUCCAUUAAGAACCCUGUCAAAGCAACCUCAUAGCCAGCAACAUGGUUGAGUGGACAGACUUUGAGCGCGCCACAAUCCAAAGCAUCUUCUCAAAGAUGGACUACGAUGACGUGGGCCCCGCGGCUCUUUCCAGGUGUCUGGUCGUGUACCCCUGGACCCAGAGGUAUUUCGGUAACUUCGGAAACCUGUACAACGCCGCUGCCAUCCAGGGAAACCCAAUGGUCGCCGCUCACGGAAAGACCGUCCUGCGCGGACUGGACCGGGCUGUCAAGAACAUGGAUGACAUCAAGGCCACCUACGCAGAGCUGAGCGUGCUGCACUCCGAGAAACUGCGCGUGGAUCCCGACAAUUUCAGGCUGCUGGCUGACUGCCUUACUAUUGUCGUUGCUGCGAGAAUGGGUGCUGACUUCACCGCUGAUGUCCAGGGCGCUUUCCAGAAGUUCCUGGCCGUCGUGGUGAGCUCCCUGGGCAGACAGUACCACUAGAGCCCCUCCACUCCGAGACAGAAGACCACCAGAGGACCAACAAGCUCGGAGGAUCAACAAGCUAAGAGAACCAACAAGCGCAGGUCAUUUGUUUCGAGGCACAUGUUGUUCCUUCUACUAAAGCAAAUAAAAUCUUCCGCAAAUA
Molecule: messenger RNA, 654 nt
Organism: Oncorhynchus tshawytscha (Chinook salmon)
Lineage: Eukaryota; Metazoa; Chordata; Actinopteri; Salmoniformes; Salmonidae
Product: hemoglobin subunit beta-like
Exons: 3
Coding region: 66-509 (147 amino acids)
Biological process (GO): oxygen transport; hydrogen peroxide catabolic process
Cellular component (GO): blood microparticle; hemoglobin complex; haptoglobin-hemoglobin complex
Molecular function (GO): heme binding; oxygen binding; organic acid binding
Source: RefSeq, a predicted model, not a curated record